Messenger RNA from Elaeis guineensis (African oil palm), 2789 nucleotides. RefSeq lists its product as uncharacterized. NCBI's taxonomy places the organism in Eukaryota, Viridiplantae, Streptophyta, Magnoliopsida, Arecales, Arecaceae. The record is from RefSeq and is a predicted model, not a curated record. Gene Ontology annotation, molecular function: microtubule binding.
GCUCGCAAGCGCUUCAAAAUUUUCAAAGGAAUAAAAUAUAUAUCUACAAGAGGGAAGACUGCUCGACGAUUUUUGACUUGAGAAACAAAUAUUGGAUCUUGUCCUCCUCCGAUCUCUACCUCUCUAAUACGAAUGGCCGAAAGUGCGAAGGUCUGGAUGCCGCAAUCGCCAAUGCAGGAGGACGCCCAGCCUGAUGAUAACGUUGGUCCAAAACACUCUUGUUCGUCACCAAAAGAUGUGUGCAACAAGGAGAACAUAUGCACCGCUCAAGAGGACAAUUUGGAUGUGCUGGCCUCUUCUAAAGAGACCCUAAUGCAGACAAAGAGGGCUAAAAGGGGUGGAGGAUAUAACUUGAGGAAAAGCUUAGCCUGGAACCAAGCUUUCUUUAUGGAAGAAGGUGUCCUGAAUCCACUAGAAUUGUCCAUGCUAAGCGGUUCUGUAACCAAGUCAAGCGGGAGCUUUCUCUCUGGGAUCAGUGGGGAGAUGUCACCACUGAUGGAGUACCAGAAAUCUGGUGAUAGGAAUGAUGUUGAAGUAAACAUAAAUAAUAAAUCUCAAACAAAAUCUGAAAAAGAUUUCAAGGAUGGCAAAUUAUUUUCAAAUUCAGAAGCUUUAAUCAAAGAGGGGCAACGGCUACAUGCUUCUGGAAAGAUGCACUCUGGCAAAAGCAUUGCCAAAAUUGUGCCACAAUCACCAGCUUCAAUUUUACAGAAAAGGGUUGCAAAUACAAAUGCAACAAAUCCAACAUCGAAACUUCCAAAAUUCGUGCCUACAAGGUCACAUGCUUAUUCUCUACCCAUGACUUCCAGAAAUAUCAUUUCAACUCCAAAGAGCUUCAAGACUAACCAUACAGCUAGAGCUAUUUUUGCUGCAGUUAAUGUUGACCAUGGCAUUGGUACAAGGGGAUUUUCUUCAAAUAAAAGAAUGGAACCUGGUUGUCCACCCUCAUCAGCUAAAUCUUCUUCACAUGAUCUUAGCAAGCACUUGGUUCCACUGGCUGAGAAAGGUACUGCUGGUUUUAAGAUGAAUCCACAUUCAUCUGGCUCUGGCAUGGCAUCUUCAUUAUAUCGCCAAAAUUCCUACCAAGUUAGCAGAGGACCUCCCUUGCCAGCCCAUGUAAAACCAUCAGCACUGCGACUGCCUUCACCAUCUUUAGGAUUUUUUUGCCAGGGAAAAUUUUCUCCUUCCUAUUACAACCAUUCCCAGAGAAAUAUUCAACAGCCAAUGCCCAGUAUUCCUCCUCUUAGAAAGCCUAUUAGUCUAAAAAAGACUGAUGAGCUGAGACCUGCACCUUCAACUGGGCGAGAAUGUGCAGAGGGCCCUGUUUCAUCAGAAUCUUGUGCUAGGACUGUAGUUGUUGGCAGCUUGCAAGCAUCUUCAGCUGCAAACUCUUUGUCUUGUUCCACUGCAACUGUUGAUACACAUCCAUCUAUGAAAGAGAAUACUGGAACGAAAAAAAUGGAUAUGAUGAAUAACAGAACUUCUGGUUCGUGUUGCCAAACAAGCAGUCAAGAUCAGUUAGGCAGCAGUUGUUUCUCAGUUCGUGUCAACAUUGACAAGCAGUCACACAUGUUCUCUUUAGGAAAACUUGGUCGUCACGAGGAUAACUUUAUGUUGCAGAUUGACACAAAAUCUUCAGUCCAAGAAAGUGGAUUGAUUUCUGAGAAUAGUAAUGAUGCUGACCCAUCUACCGUAGAAUCUAGUGAAAGUAAAUUAUCAUCAUCCAAGUUUUCAUCACAAAUGUGUCCAAAGAAACUUGAAGGAAGUGAGUCAAAGCAACUACACGAAGGUGAUUCAGGAGUUGAUAAUCUGGAAAAGCAUCCACUGGUAGGAAAUCUGGGUGAUGAGAGUUCUCUCUUAAGCAAGGACAAACAAUCAGCUGGAAACUCUGAUUUGAUCUCAAAUGCAGGAUUUGGUUUCACAGCUAGAAAUGCUGACUUAGCUGCUUCACCGAAAACUGAAUCAUCCUUAAAAUUGAGUAAAGAGCAAAUGGCAGGUGCCAGUAUUUCUUGUAGCACAGAAUUGGAUUGUUCUUUAGAUGAGAAAAUGUGUACACAUGUUCAGAUCAUAGAUCAAGGAAGUGUCCGCCUGGCCAGUGGAUCAAGCAGUUCCUUGUCAGAGGAAUCUCAAUCUACAUUUUCUGAAGACAGGAAAAUUCAAGAUUGCCAAGCACAGUCUGAAGCGAAGAAACUGAUGGACUCAAUGGAAGACAAAGAGUUGAUGCCAAACAAGAGUAAACUAAUGGACAGACUAAAGCUGGAUUUUGUUCCACCUAGACAUCAGUUACAUGCUGUACCAUUCUCAGAUGAAUGGCUAGCUGCUCUUGAGGCUUUUGGGGAGGAGAUUCUGGAACUGAAAACGGGUCCUGUGCAAAAUUCUCCACCUGACAGAGCUCUUCCAGAACCUGGUCCAUGGUCACCGGUGAAACGGAAAGCUAAAGACAUUGGACCAUAUGACUGUACUAAAUAUUUGAAAAACACGUCAACCUCAGAGUCCCACUAAAAUGUUCCAACAUCAAUGCAACUGCCGCUUUUCAACAGCUCUUGGACUUUCCAUUUUAGAUGUAGCGACUGCAUGUACGAGGCGAGGAAGCUCUUCUUCAUGGCCUUAACAUUUAUUUGUACCUACCACGCUGAGCACCUAACUGUAUAACUUCUCGAGCUAGUUAUAAUUGAACACAUUUGUUCUUCAACAGUAAACCAGAACCAGACCGUGAGACAAGUAACCAUUGCAAAAGAAAACAACAGUUUUGUCAAUGAAGUCUAAACAUUUGCUUGGACUUUGAGAUA